CUUUCAAGCGGACAACAGGUGAUCGCGACCGUUUCGCAGCAAAGGUGAAAAUCGCGUUCAACCGAGAGCGAGUAAAGUCGCCCCAAAAACGCGCACCUCGUCUUAGGCAAUCUGCGGUGCUUUUAUUUUGGUGCUGCUGCAAUCUCGUGUGAGAGCGAGAUAGUGUUCGGCAGUGCUAGUGCGAGUGAGAAGGAGCAACGCGCCUGCCCACGGCAAUAAAGUUCGACUUGAUUUUUGUUUUAAUAUGUGAUGCCAAUACACAAUUCAACAAUCGAGAAAACGUGUUUACACUUAAUUUUGCUAACGUGAUUUAAAGACAAACCAAAAAUGCGCCUCCAAGGAGCGGAUAUGGGCGCUAUUCCAGUGCUGAUCUUAGUCACCGUUUGUUUGCUUUACCAAACAUCUGCCCAGGGUUUGUACUCCAUCAUUGCUCCGAAUACUCUGCGUCCGAACUCGCAAUUUCAUGUGGCUGUGAGCUUGCACAAUGCACCUGAAUCCGCCACAUUUAAGGUGGGAAUCCUGGGCAGCUCUUACACGGACUUUAAGACCGUGGAGUUACGACCUUUUUCCACACAGCUAUUGCACUUUGAGAUUCCCGCCCUAAGAACUGACAGAUAUCGCCUAACUGCUGAGGGCCUUGGAGGAGUUCAGUUUACCAAUGAGACUCAACUGCACUUUGAGUCCAAACAACAUACGGUUUUGGUUCAGACGGACAAGAGCAUCUACAAGCCAGGCGAUUUGGUUCACUAUCGAGUGCUUAUUUUGGAUGCCAAUCUGAAACCCGCUCGUGGCUAUGGACGUGUGCAUGUGGAUAUCAAGGACUCCGGUGAUAACAUUAUACGCAGCUACAAGGACAUUCGUCUAACCAAUUCCAUAUACUCGAACGAACUGCGAUUGUCGGACUCGCCUCGUUUUGGCACUUGGUCCAUUGUCGUGGAUGUUUCGGAACAAGCGCACACGCAAACUUUCGAGAUCCUUGAUCAUAUUCUGCCAAAAUUCGUUGUAGACAUCGAUACUCCCAAGCACGCUAUUUACAAGGAUGGCAAAAUAGGAGCCACAGUCAGAGCGCAUUAUGCAUUUGGCCAGCCAAUUGUGGGUGAAGCCACCCUAUCCAUUUAUCCCACUUUCUUUGGCUCGCUCCAACCUUUUGUUAACGAUCUCAUCACCCGAAAAGUUGUGCCAAUUGAUGGCAACGCGUACUUUGAGUUCGAUAUAGAGAAUGAGCUCCAUCUGAAGCAGGACUAUGAGAGGCAAUACCUUUUGGAUGCCCUCGUUGAGGAAAAGUCAACUGGUUCGGUGCAAAACUAUUCAACAGUCUUGACACUGCACUUGAACCAUUAUCGCGUGGAGGCCGUCAAGGUGCCCAGCUACUAUAUUCCUGGAGUGCCCUUUGAAGCUACAGCUCGCAUAGCCCGCAAUGAUGGCGGCCAAUUGAGGGACUUCAAUCCCCAAAUAACCGCAUACUUGACGAAUGUCUAUGGCAGCAGUGAGAUGUACAAUCGUACUGCCUAUAGCUUGGAUGCCAGUGGAGAGAUCAAGAUGAAGUUCACUGUUCCGAUUGGAGAUCGAGAUGAAUUUCAUUCCAUAAUAGUUGACUACCAGGGCGUGAUCAGUGAGGUGGGAAAGAUCCCGAGCAAGCAUUUGCACAGCAAAAACUAUAUCACUGCUAAGGUGUUGAAUGAUAGGCCCACUGUAAACCAGGAAAUUUCUGUGGUCGUACGCUCCUUUGGGCCCAUUAAAUAUUUUAUGUACCAAGUGGUCGGUCGCGGCGAUAUUAUUCUGUCUCGCAAUGUGGAUGUGACCGAUGGAACUUUCCACACAAUCAAAUUCUUGGCAUCAUUUGCAAUGAUGCCAAGAGCCAAGCUGCUCGUAUAUACGGUAGUAGAUGGAGAGUUUGUUUACGAUGAGCAGGUCAUACAGCUUGAAGAAAAUCUACUCAAUGCGGUACAAGUUGACGCUCCCAUUAGAGCACCUCCUGGUCAAGAUAUUGACAUAGGUAUAAGCACCAAACCCUACUCAUAUGUGGGCCUCAUGUUAGUGGAUCAAAAUGCAAACGACCUUAGGAGUGGUCAUGAUUUAACCCACAAGCGACUGAUGGAUGCCCUGCGUUCAUAUGAACUGAGCGAUGUGAACACCCCAAUGGGAUCACCUGGCAAGGAAUCUGGUGUGAUAACCAUGUCCAAUACGAAUUACUUUAUCGAAAAGGAAGCUGAGAGCAAUCCGGCUUUGGAUCGAGACGUUUCCACCGGGCCCGAGGAAGACAAAUUAACGACUGUGCGAAAAACAGACAUUGGACCUGCCCACAAGAUCGAGGUUAAUACGUUGCCACCUGGGAAAGGACGAUACGCCUUUUCUUACACCCCAAAGCCCUUCUGGCAUAAUCCAAGGGUCCAUGUGAUGCGCGAUCCAGCGAAUACGUGGCUCUUCUUGAACAUAUCCGCCAGCAGCGAUGGAAGGAAUUCAAUCCACAGAAGGAUUCCCAGUGAGAUGACAUCCUGGGUAGUUUCCGCCUUUGCUCUGGAUCCGGUUAACGGAUUAGGAUUAUCUCCGGCCAAUGGAAAAUUGGAAGCCUACAAAGAGUUUUACAUAAGCACCGAGUUGCCAUACUCCAUAAAAAGAGAUGAACUCAUUGCCAUUCCGUUUGUGGUGCACAACAAUAGGGACAGUGAUUUGAACGUGGAUGUCACCUUUUACAACUCAGCGCUGGACUUUGAUUUCCCACAACUGGAUCCUAAGGCCACCAACCAACCAAAGGUGGAACUCUACAGACGUAGAUCCUUGCAGGUACCGGGGCGAUCCGCCCGUUCCGUGUCCUUUAUCGUGACUCCCAAGAGAGUGGGCCCCCUCUUGGUCAAGGCAAUGGCUGCCUCCUCCCAGGCUGGCGAUACAGUCGAGCAAAAUCUGCUGGUGGAGCACCCUGGAGCCAUGGAGCGAAUCAACAGAGGAUUCCUCUUCGAACUUAACUCCAAUGCCCAGAAUAGAAGAAACGUCACCAUUGCGGUUCCACGCAACGCCAUUCCGGAAUCCACACGUAUCGAAGUAUCAGCCGUUGGCGACCUCAUUGGCAGCUUAGUGGGUAAUCUGGACAGCCUUAUCCUUCUGCCAACUGGCUGCGGCGAACAGACCAUGGUUAAUUUUGUACCUAAUCUAAUAGUAUUACGUUACUUGGGGCGCCUUCGUCAACUGACCCCAGAAGUGGAACUGCGUGCCACAAACAAUCUGGCAGUUGGCUACCAGAGGAUUCUCUAUUAUCGUCAUGAGAAUGGUGCCUUCAGUGCAUUCGGAUUAGACAUCAAGCGAAGUUCCACCUGGCUGACAGCGUACGUGGCCCGCUCGCUUCGGCAAGCUGCUCCAUACACCCAAGUGGAUAGCAAUGUCCUGCAAAAGGCACUAACCUAUUUGGGAAGUGUUCAGUCAGCAAACGGUGGCUUCGAGGAGCGUGGCGACGUAUUCGAGAGAUUUGGCGACGAUGGCAUCAGUCUGACUGCAUUUGUGACCCUGGCUCUAAUGGAAAAUGUGGAUCUAUAUCCCGAAUAUCGAAACAACAUCAACAAAGCCCUGGACUUUAUCACCAGGGGCUUGGAUGGAUCAAGUAACCUGCACGCCAUGGCCAUAGGCACUUACGUGCUCUCCCGAGCUAAUCAUAAUGCCAAGGCAGCUUUUCUUCAGCGAUUAGACUCAAUGGCCACCAACAAGGAUGGCCUCAAGUGGUGGAAUAAGACGGCGCCCGCUGGUGAGCAGCAGUCACCCUGGUAUAAUGCCACUCGUAGCGUCAACAUCGAGAUCUCCGCUUACGCCGCCUUGGCUCUGCUGGAAAAUAACUUGGUGGGCGAUGCCCUGCCCGUCUUGAACUGGCUGAUGGACCAGCGAAAUCCCAAAGGUGGUUUUGUGGCAUCGCAGGAUACUGUGGUCGGCCUCCAGGCGCUUCUCAUGUUCGCCGAACGCUUUUCCAGUCAGGGCAAUAAUCUUCAAAUCGGCUUCCAUUACGGAGAAGGUGCUGAAACGAUAAUUAAUGUGAAUGCCGAAAACUCACUAGCCCUGCAAACGGUGGAGCUGCCAAACAACCUUAAAAACUUGAGUGUUUCGGCCACUGGUCGGGGAAUGGCAUUGGCCCAAGUCAGCUACACCUAUAACACGAACGUGACCAGUGCCUGGCCACGAUUUGUACUCGAUCCCACUGUGAAUCGGAACUCCCAUGCGGACUACCUCCAUCUUUCGGCCUGUGCCAGCUUUGUUUCCGUGGUGGGCGAGAACGAGCAGCGCUCCAACAUGGCAGUAAUGGAGGUUCACCUGCCCAGCGGCUUCGUCGUGGACAGGGAUACACUUCCCACCCUGGAGUCGAGUGAGCGCAUCAAGAAAGUCGAGACGCAGAAUAGAAACACCAAGGUGGUCAUCUACUUUGAUUACCUGGACAGAAGGGAGGUCUGCCCCACCCUGCAUGCCUACAAGACGGUCAAGGUCACAAAACAUCGACCGGUUGCAGUGGUCAUGUACGACUACUAUGACAGCGCUCGCCGUGCCAGGCAGUUCUACAGGGCACCCAAAUCCAAUAUCUGUGACAUUUGCGAGCACGCCAACUGCGGUGACCUAUGCGAAAAGGCCGAGAAGCGCGAGUCAAAGCGACCUGAUGACUACACGGCGAUAGCGGGUCAUAGUUCAGGGCCGAGACACACAGCCAUUUCAACGCUAUCUGUGGUUAUGGUUUUGUCGAUCCUUUUGAAAACCCUUAGCUGUUAGACGAUACUGUUACCGCCACGUAACGUGGAACCAAAUCGAAGCUUUAACAACACCCACUCACAUAGUCCUUAAGCUAGCCUAAUGAAUGCCGUGAACUAAACCUGAUCUAAGUACAUCUAACGAUGCUAAAGUGUUGCCAAUAAAGUGUUAAACGUUUACUAAAACCAGA
This is a messenger RNA of Drosophila mauritiana, 4906 nucleotides long. It is a transcript of the gene Tep3, whose product is annotated as CD109 antigen. The transcript is spliced from 15 exons. The record is from RefSeq and is a predicted model, not a curated record. The coding region runs from base 328 to 4737 and encodes 1469 amino acids. Gene Ontology annotation, molecular function: endopeptidase inhibitor activity. Gene Ontology annotation, cellular component: extracellular region. Lineage: Eukaryota; Metazoa; Arthropoda; Insecta; Diptera; Drosophilidae.